GUGAUCGCAACCUUCUGACCCGCUGCUGCCUUUCGUCCGACCCACCGCCGCGGCACCGCCGACCGGACGAACCCUUUCCUCGACGCCGCCCUAGGAAUAGGAUCUGCGCCGCCGUCGCCCAACGAGCCGCCCGUCGUCGAGUCCUCCUCGACGCUGGUCGAGGAUCCAGUCCACCUGGAGCUGCACCAAGGACGCACCCCCCGGACAUAGAAGUGUAAACUGUGCGGCAAUUGUUUACACAUGUCCAUCUUUCGCUUCAUUCUCCCGAGAAUAGAAAGAAGUAGAGGCUGGAGAUGCUUUGCUACUGGAAUCCCUUCUGAUUCUAUAGCGGAGCUCAAUAGGGAAAUGGAAUCGAUAUUUGGCGAAUCUCCUUCAGCCAGCCCUUUGGGCUCAAAUCCUCCGCAGCAAGUAGUCCAUCCCACUCCUGCAGCCCGGGAGACACAACCGGGUCUUACCCAUGUUGAUUGCAGUGGCCAGGCAAAGAUGGUUGAUGUCUCACCCAAACAUGACAGUGAGAGAGUAGCUAUAGCCAGUUGCAGGGUCUUGCUAGGCCAGAAGGCAUUUAACUUGGUGGCGUCAAACCAGAUUGCCAAAGGCGAUGUACUUACUGUUGCAAAGAUAGCUGGAAUAACUGGUGCGAAGCAAACUAGUAACCUCAUACCCCUGUGCCACAACAUUAAUCUCUCCCAUGUUCGUGUUGAUCUCACUCUCAAUGAAGAGGACUCUAGUGUUGUCAUAGAAGGGGAAGCCACCACUUGCGGGAAGACAGGGGUUGAAAUGGAAGCAAUGGCUGCAGUGACCAUUGCCGGACUGACGGUUUAUGACAUGUGCAAAGCAGCUUCAAAGGACAUAUGUAUAACAGAUAUCUGUCUCCAGCACAAAUCGGGGGGAAAGAGUGGAAACUGGUCCAGGAAUUAGAAGCUUCAGUUGCUUUUCUGAGGAUAUGAAUGCAGGCCUGAAUUCUGACACCAGAAGGUUUUGAUUUGCUUUAAAUUUGUGCACACUAGAUGUUAAAUCUUUGAGCCAUCAGAGAAGGUUAUUUUGAAUUCCCUGCCUGUUAAUGCACUGCCCAACUGGUUAUGUUACCCAUGGUUUGUUGUGCAUUCUCCAUUGCUGCUCAUUGUACACAGACUGGUAUGCACAUGUCAACAUAAGGUGGAGUAAGUGAAAGUUGAGAAUAAAUAUGUUGACAUUUUUGUGUC
This is a messenger RNA of Triticum urartu, 1202 nucleotides long. It is a transcript of the gene CNX3, whose product is annotated as cofactor of nitrate reductase and xanthine dehydrogenase 3. Gene Ontology annotation, biological process: Mo-molybdopterin cofactor biosynthetic process. The record is from RefSeq and is a predicted model, not a curated record. Lineage: Eukaryota; Viridiplantae; Streptophyta; Magnoliopsida; Poales; Poaceae.